Molecule: messenger RNA, 1170 nt
Organism: Vigna radiata var. radiata (mung bean)
Lineage: Eukaryota; Viridiplantae; Streptophyta; Magnoliopsida; Fabales; Fabaceae
Exons: 3
Coding region: 1-1170 (389 amino acids)
Source: RefSeq, a predicted model, not a curated record
AUGGACUGUGCUGAGGAAAUCUGGCAUGACCUAAAAUCUCGUUAUUUCCAGGGCGAUCUCCUUCGUAUCUCUGCUAUGCAACUAGAGGCAUAUUCCAUUAAACAAGGCAAAGUCACUAAGAAAGAUCUAUCUACUACUACUGCUACUAAGCACCAAGAAAUUCGUUUCACACCUCAACAGUAUCAGGCUCUAUUAGAUUUAAUUCAACAGCCACCAAAUGCUACUUCAGCAUUAAAUACUACUACUGCUCAUUUGGAUGUGAAUAAUGCUUUCCUCCAUGGUGAGUUACAUGAAGAAGUCUACAUGAGCUUGCCUCUUGGUCUUCAUUCUACUUCUCCAAAUCAAGUUUGUAAACUACAACGUUCAAUAUAUGGCUUGAAACAAGCUAGCCGUCAGUGGUUUGCUAGACUUUCUUCAUUUCUCAUGCAAUAUGGUUAUCAGCAAUCUCAAUCUGAUCAUUCGUUAUUCCUCAAAUUUUCUGGUUCUUCCACAAGAACUUUUCUCGUGUACAUUGAUGAUGUUGUUCUUGCAGGAAAUAAUAUUUUUGAAAUAAGUCAUAUCACUCAGCUUCUUGAUAUCACAUUCAAAAUCAAGGAUCUUGGUAAUCUCAAGUAUUUUUUGGGACAAGAAGUUGCUAGGAAUAAGUCUAGUAUUCACAUCUCUCAACGGAAGUAUACCCUCGACAUCCUUUCAGAUUGUGGUAUGUUGGCUUCUCGACCUAUUUCUACCCCCAUGGACUACACCACUUAUCUCUAUGUCACAACAGGGACUCCUCUAUCUGAUCCUUUUGCUUAUCGUCGAUUGAUUGAGUGUCUUGUUUAUCUCACUACCACUCGCCCUGACAUUACCUGUGUUGUUCAUCAUCUUAGCCAAUUCAUGUAUGCUCCAACAACAACUCAUUCUCAAGCUAUUUUUCGUAUUCUACGAUACUUAAAAUCUACUCCUGGAUUGGGUCUCUUCUUCUCUUCUACAAGUUCUCUUCAAUUAAAAACAUUCAGUGAUUCAGACUGGGCUGGUUGUCUUGAUACUCGACGCUCCAUUACAGGAUUCUCAGUUUAUCUUAGAGAUUCCUUAAUCUCUUGGCGUUCCAAGAAGCAGCCCACUAUUUCUCACAGUUCUUAUGAGGCAAAGUAUCGUGUCUUAGCUACCACUACAUGUGAGCUUCAAUGA